Mizuhopecten yessoensis (Yesso scallop) is the source of this 8326-nucleotide messenger RNA. RefSeq lists its product as uncharacterized. The coding region runs from base 153 to 3038 and encodes 961 amino acids. Gene Ontology annotation, molecular function: ligand-gated sodium channel activity. NCBI's taxonomy places the organism in Eukaryota, Metazoa, Mollusca, Bivalvia, Pectinida, Pectinidae. The record is from RefSeq and is a predicted model, not a curated record. The transcript has 12 exons. Gene Ontology annotation, biological process: sodium ion transmembrane transport. Gene Ontology annotation, cellular component: membrane.
CAUAAGACUGUUCAUAUGAAGCUACAAAAUACAUAUUGUAGUUACUUAGAGUAAGGAACUAACAGCAGGAACUUACAGGACUUCAUGAAUAACAAUGGCAUCGAGGAAAACUCUGGAUAGGCGUUACACGUGGCAGCUGAAAGUAACAUAUAAUGAUGUCCAGACCAAAUCGAUUUGAAGACGGGAAUCCUCUUCAGGACGUCUACGUGGAACUGCGCGACACUCAUACCAAGAACGGGAGUGACGCAAACUGGGACCAAUUCGUCAGCGGUAACAAGAACAGGAAACGAUCGAAAGUAGCAAACAAGUAUAAGACCAUGGAGAAACAAAACGUACAAAAAUCGCCAGGGUUUCGAACUGUUCUUAAGGAUUUUGCAGAGGGAUCUACGUUCCAUGGCCUUCGUUAUGUGGCUCACCAAGGAUCGUUUAUCGGCAGAAAACUGCUGUGGUUGAUGAUGAUAUGCGCCUGCACCUCUGUGUUGGUAUACCAGAUAGUUGACAGGGUGGGGUAUUACUACGGCUGGCCUGUGACGGUCAAUGUUCGAGUCAACUACAACACCUCCCUUCAAUUUCCGUCCAUCACCAUCUGUAACCAGAACGCUUUCAAGGCAAGUAUAUCCAAUCAACUCAAUAGAUACCGCCUGUUGGAGAGCAUGUACACGCACCCGGAUACAUUUAAUGAAAACGAUCUGGCCAGAUUUAAUGACCAGAAUCUGACACUUGAAGAUUUGUUUCUCCAAUCAGCUCAUCAGAAAGAAGACUUCAUUACCAGGUGUUUCUGGAAGGGUUUGCCGUGUACCACGGCCGACUUCAACACUACACUUACCGACCAUGGUGUAUGCUACACAUUCAACGAGGGGAGAAACCAGGAGUAUAUCUCGUCCGUUGGGGUGGAGAACGGCCUACGACUGACCUUGAACGUGGAACAAUAUGAGUAUAUGCCUGGCCCCCAUGACGCCGCGGGGGUGAAGAUGUUACUGCACGCUAAUGGAGAGGUACCGCGUGUGCACGCGCUGGGUCAGGCGGUGUCCACCGGUGCUCACGUGUUCGUCGGUGUCAAGGUGUUCCGCAUAAGUAACCUGCCCCGCCCGCACGGAAGUUGUAGAGAACACACACUGGAGUAUGUUGAUACGUUUUCGAUGGACGCUUGUCAGAUGGACUGUCUAACUUCCCUGGCCAAGUUGAGAUGUGGUUGUCGCCACGCCUACAUGCUACAUAAAAACGGUGACCCCCCAGUGUGCACGCUAUACGAGUACUUCAAAUGUCUAAAGCCACUCAUCGAUGAGUUUCCCAGUAUACAUGAUACUCUUUGUGACUGCCCUGUGCCUUGUAAUUUCAUUAUUUACGAGCCGGACAUCUCGUAUGCCUCCACGUCUCAGUACGCUGUCAACAAGUUCCUUAGCAACAACGACAAAGCGGUUUUGUCGGCCGAACUGCUGAAAGCUACAGAGGUGACUUCACGGAUGGAAAAUUCAACAUUUCAAAGAACAGUGACCCUGGCUAAGAACUUAGAAAAAACACUGAAUGACGUUGAGCAUCUAGUGUUGGAUAACCUUUCUACCAUGAUUGAUGAUCUCAGUAUGAUGGUAAAUGACAGUUAUUCCGAGACAUUUGAAAUCUAUUCCAACAAAGAGUUUCUAUACAGAUUUCAAGAAUACAUCGUAAAGAAGAAUUUCAUACGUGCAAGGGACGCUAUGGAAGAGAGGGUCAUUCAUAUAGUUGCCUUGGCGUACGCUGAGUAUAUCUUAACUAUUGAAAGUCGAAUUAGGAUGAUGGCUAAUGAAAACUUUACUGACCAUUCCGCGAGGCUUAUGAUGCAUGAGACCACGACACUCAUGCUACAAAAUCGAAAGGCAAUCGUAAACCUAGCAUUCGACAAUUAUUCCACGCUCAUCAAUGCUUAUGAUAUGGGUGCUCCUAUUUUUAACUAUUCGUUUGAAGGCCUAGGGCGACAUUUUAAUAGACCAGCAACGCCAAGGCAUCUUAUUAUGGAAGCACGCGUCCAUAAUAGUUAUGCCGUCAAGUACGGGCAAAAGUACGGCCUAUACUUGAACAAAACUAUUGAGCGAUUGGAGUGGCUACAGGAACUCUCGGAUGUUGCUUUUUAUAACUCGACUUUGGAUGAAGAUCGGAUGUUUUACUGUAGAGAGGAGUUCAAAUACUACAUGCGCAAUUUUGUUUUUGCAAGAAGUGUGUUCUAUUUUGAUACAAUAGAAUGGCCGAUUGGGGUCUUACAAAAACGAUUAGAAUAUUUCAAUAGCAUAUGGUCGCAAUAUUCAACAUUAAUGGAAAAUAUCUUGCAAAGUUUAAAGUCUCUAGAAUUAGAACUAGACAAAACAGAUGCUCUAUUUUUAAACCCGCUAAACAACGUUCUAUGGGACAUAUCGCAGUAUAUACACGAAGAGAAUGCUACAAAAAUGGCCAUUGUUGAAUUGCUGACGUCACAGGGCAUACAGGACGGGAUGACUGAGUUCAAGAUGUUUUUCCAAAAUGUCCGCGUAAGGGAAACAAAUUUAAUUGACUGGGUCAAUCGUUUGGAAGAAGAUGUAUUAGAAAUGUGGAAGAUAGUUGUAGAUGAUAUUGAUUCAAUGGAAUAUUAUGAAUACCUGAAUGAAUCUCGGCUUCUUCGCAACUUUUCAGAUGUCGCAAUAGAAAUUCGUUCCGCUUUCUCAGAAAUACGGAACAUGUGUCAAAUGUCACAGAUAGUUGACAACAAAGACGCACUAUUUCUGGACGCACUCGAGGCAUUCAUAGUCGACGCAAGAGCAUUCAAAGAGUCCAUCAUAAUAGAUAGUGAUUUCAUCAAAAAUAACUUCCUUCAGCUCGAUAUCUUCUAUCGACAGAUGAGCUAUGAGGAAAUCAACCAGCAAGAAGCAUAUGAUAUAUUUGCCUUACUUUGUGAUAUCGGUGGAUCCAUGGGACUGUUCCUUGGUGCAAGCGUGUUGUCAAUAGUCGAGGUCUGGGAUCUCAUUCUGGUACAAAUUCUUGCUAAAACCAGACGAAUGAUGUCAAUAAGUGCUUCCAGUGAGAAACGAUGAAAAAAAGACCGUCGAUGUUGUAGUGGAGACAGGGUAGACCCACGUCCUGCACGUGGUAGCACCGGAUUAUUGGUGCUGUUUUUUAUAAUCUGGUAAUAAGACAUAUCUAUUAUUCCUUAUCAGUAAGUGUCUGUAGGACAUACCGGCCAUCGAAUGCGAGACGCAUCUCUUUCUACGUUAUCUAGUUAACGAAAUAUUUUACUUAUUGAUAUUAAAAAUAUGGAUAACGGACAUUACUACGUAUCAUUCCUUUCAUACGUAAGAUAAAUAACUAACAAACAACCAUGUAUUGCUGGAUAUAUCAAAGAGCUACAGUAAUUGAUUAUUCAGGAGGAUUCGUUCUCAAUAUGGAAUACAUCAAAAUGGUUAAUCCUACAGCCGUACGUGCUUCUGCCGGUCAGGAACUUGGUUAAUGACCGCCAGAAACCUACAGGCAUUGUAUCAAGAGGGGUCGGAUAACCUACACAGUGAGCCAUUGUCCAGAUACGUACAUAUGUAUGUACUAUAAGUAAAGCAUAUACACUUAAGGCCAAAAAUACCUUGCUAUGUAGUAUUUCAGAAGGCAUUUAAUCGGAAUAUCACACUAAUAUACUACAUCGGCGAUGGCAUGAAAAAUCAAAUAUUGAUAGACUUUGUUAAAGAGAAAAUAUAACGGAUUGUUGUAUGAGAUUUGUGACGUCUAUAAGUGAUUGUUUUAUAUCAAGGAUAUACUAGGAUAUGCUAGGCUAAAUGAAAACGUUAGGACGACUUUGAUAGCAUAUUACUUAGUAAAUUAAGUCAAAUUGAAUAUUGCUUUUACUAAACCAACAAAGUAAUAAUACGAAUAUUCUCUGACUAUCGUUAGUUCGUUAUCGAUGCCAUCUGGAAGGCUAACACCACCGCUAUUGACAUAUUGAACUAUAUGCGAUGUUACAAUCAAGGCUAUCGAAACAUUAUUUCACACCAGUAACAUAAGACCAAACUAUGGUAUGAGUGCAUUUACACAUCACACGAAUGUUAUGUGAAAAAUGAAAGGUACAUGUAACAUAGUGUCAUUACAUUGUAAAAAAUUAUCAUUUUACUUGCAACAUAAUAUCGCGUUAUUAAUGCCAUAAUAUGAUAUUACUGGUUAUAUAAUAUCGCGUUAUUAAUGGCAUAAUAUGAUAUUAAUGGUUACAUAAAAGCAUGUUAUUGAUGACAUAAUAUAGUAUUACUGGUUACAUACUAUCGCGUUAUUAAUGCCAUAAUAUAAUAUUACUCGUUAUAUAAUAUCGCGUUAUUGAUGACAUAAUAUAAUAUUACUGGUUACAUAAUAUCAUGUUAUUGAUGACAUAACAUAUCAUCGUUACCCUUAUUUCAUGUUAUCGGUACUCUCUUGUCAUUGGUAGCAUAACAUCAUGUCACUGGUAACACAAUAUAAUUAUGUAUCUUGUCUUUGGUAUCAUACUAUUAUGCUAUCAGCAACAACAUAUCAUAUCAUUGGUAACAUCAUAUACAUUUUCAUUGGUAACGUAAUACAAUGAGUAUUUUAUCAUUCGUGACGUAAUAUCAUGAUAUUGGUAACUUCAUAUACUGUCAUUGAUAACAAACUAUUAUGUCAUUGAUAACAAAAUAGUAUGUCAUUGAUAACACAAUAUUAUGUCAUUGAUAACACAUUAGUAUGUCAUUGAUAAAAAAAUGUCAUUGAUAACACACUAUCAUGUCAUUGAUAACACAUUAUUAUGUCAUUGAUAACACAAUAGUAUGUCAUUGAUAACACACUAUUGUGUCAUUGAUACCACAAUAUUAUGUUAUUGAUAACACACUUUUAUGCCAUUGAUAACACACUAUUAUGCCAUUAAUAACACAUUAUUUUGCCAUUGAUAACACACUAUUAUUCCAUUGAUAACACAAUAGUAUGUCAUUGAUAACACAAUAUUUUGUCUUUGAUAACACCCUAUUAUACCAUUAAUAACACACUUUUAUGUCAUUGAUUACACACUAUUAUGUCAUUGAUAACACAAUAUUUUGUCAUUGAUAACACAAUAUUUUGUCAUUGAUAACACAAUAUUAUGUCAUUGAUUACCCACUAUGUCAUUGAUAAAACAAUAUCAUUUCAUUGAUAACACACUAGUAUGUAAUUGAUAACACGAUUUUAUGUCAUUGAUAACACAAUAGUAUGUCAUUGAUAACACAAUAUUUUGUCUCUGAUAACACCCUAUUAUACCAUUAAUAACACACUUUUAUGUCAUUGAUAACACAAAUUAUGUAAUUGAUAACACAAUAUCAUGUCAUUGAUAACACACUAGUUUGUCAUUGAUAACAAAAUAUUAAGUCAUUGAUAACACAAUAGUAUGCCAUUGAUAACACAAUAGUAUGUCUUUGAUAACACACUAUUAUACCAUUAAUAACACAUAUUAUGUCAUUGAUAACACAAAAGUAUGUAAUUGAUAACACAAUAUCAUGUCAUUGAUAACACACUAGUAUGUUAUGGAUAACACAAUAUUUUGUCAUUGAUAACACAAUAUUUUGUCAUUGAUAACACACUAUUAUGUCAUUGAUUACCCACUAUGUCAUUGAUAACACAAUAUCAUUUCAUUGAUAACACACUAGUAUGUUAUUGAUAACACGAUUUUAUGUCAUUGAUAACACAAUAUUUUGUCAUUGAUAACAAUGAUAUACCAUUAAUAACACAAUAUUAUGUCAACGAUAACACAAAAGUAUGUAAUUCAUAACACAAUAUCAUGUCAUUGAUAACACACUAGUAUGUCAUUGAUAACACAAUAUUUUGUCAUUGCUUACACACUAUUAUGUCAUUGAUAACACAAUAUUUUGUCAUUGAUAACACACUAUUAUUGUAUUGAUAACAUACUAUUAUGUCAUUGAUAACACACUUUUAUGUCAUUGAUAACACAAUAUUAUGUCAUUGAUAACACACUAUUAUGUCAUUGAUAACACACUGUUAUGUCAUUGAUAACACACUAUUCUGUCAUUGAUAACCCACUAUUUUGUCAUUGAUAACACAAUAUUAUGUCAUUGAUAACAUACUAUUAUGUCAUUGAUAACACACUAUUAUGUCAUUGACUACACACUUUUAUGUAAUUGUAUAAGACAUUGAUUGGUGUAUAUUUGUGAUAAACUUCAUUUCCACACAAAACCCCCCACUGAUCAUUAAGAUUUGCAUAGGGCGUUUAUGAGUGUAAUUCUUGCUUUAUAUUAUAUUUUCAAAAAGGAACUUGAUGAGUGUAAUACUUGUGAUAAAACGUAUUUUUACAACAAAGCAUACAAUCAAUCAUGUGCAUUUGAUAAACUCUACGCCUAAGAGAGAGCAGUUUAUUCAUUCUGGCAUCUCCUAGAAAUGUGAUGCUGGACGCGGAACCAUUGAGUCCUGGCACAUCAUAAAUGUAUAUAAUGGUUUUAUUCUUAUAAGUAAUUAUUGAUCUUAACUAAUUAAUGGAAACGAAGAUAUACACAUCUGGUAUAGAUCCAUUGACUGAUUGUGGUCUGUUUACAUAAAUAUCAAUAAAUGUCGAGAAGAUAUCCCUGAACACGGUCCAUAGGGAGGGUUGUCUACAUAUGUCAUGCAUGGAAAUGACUUGUUAAUUAUAUUUAUGUAGAACAGUUGAUCCUUAAUUCAGUCAGCAAGCCAUUGUAAUUACCUGACAAUCAUUUAUAAGGACAACUCAAAGAUACCAUAGAUUGCUCAUUAAUAGCUUUGCUUUUAGCGUACAUGCCAGCUGCAUGUAUUCUGUGUGUUUGUGGAAGUACAGUGUCUCUAAAUAUACCGCAUAUGAUGAUGUUAAUGGACUCUACACGAUAUACUUUAUUUUUGUAAUAGAGUUAAGAGAACUGUCAAAGAGCAAAAUUCUAGUCCAACGUGUCCCAGAAAGUAACCCGGGUUUCCUCUAGCCCUGACACCAAAUCAAAACAUUUUGACAAAACAAUAUGUCUGGAUCUGUCAAUAUAUCGUCCUUGUCUGCCGUCAGAGCCAGAGGAAACUUGGGCUACCCAGUAAAAGUGGACAAUUUCGCGGGUGGAGAUGUUGUUGCGGCUCUUUGAACUGAUUGCGGUUUAGAAAUAUUCGCGUUGGUUCUGAAAGCUUUGUGUUUCAUGCACCUAUAGCUAUAAUCUAUAUAAUCUGUAAAACUAUUGGCGUGUGGAUAUUUUCACGGUAAUUUACACAUUUACACAUCGCAAAAAUUGCCAUUCUUUACAGGAUGUGAAGUAUCGCUGUAGGAACCAGCAAUUGUUGUACUUUGAGUUUAUUUGUCCAAUAUCGAAUAAGUACAUGCAACCAAAUUGGGAGAUAUUUAAUAUCCCAUAAGCAGGUCACACAGAUUUGGUUCCACAACAGGAACUACUAAGAACAGGAAAUGUAUUUGUUUAGAAUGCGAAUUUUACUAAUUAGCCUUUCAGCGGUUAAAUAAUUAUUCAUUUUCUUUUUAUGUUAUCAUGACGAGAUAUAUUGUAAAAUUGAAAGUGGUAAAUAUGAAAGAUAACCCCAGCAUAUCAAUGUUGGCUACAAGCGAGGAAGGAUAAAUGCUAUGCUGUAUCAUCAAAGGUGUGUUAAAUAUAUAGCAUAAAAUGUAUACAUGUACAUGCUGUAAUGGGAAUAUGUUUGUGUAUUUGUGAGUUGUAAACAUUGUAACGUUAUCAUUACACGAAGUCAAACAUUUUACAAAACGGAAGAUAAAUUCAUAAUUGAUGUCAGCGUCAUUUCAUUAAGUAUCAAGUCAGAUGCAUUUAAGUACAUGCAUCAUUCAAUAAAAAUCUGUUACAUUUCAAUAUCAUUUCAGUAUCGAGUCAGUAUCAUUUCAGUAUCAUUUCAGUAUCAUUUCAGUAUCGAGUCAGUAUCAUUUCAGUAUUAUUUCAGUAUCACUUCAUUAUAAUCUAAUUAUCAUUUCAGUAUCAUUUCAGUAUCGAGUCAGUAUCAUUUCAGUAUUAUUUCAGUAUCAUGUCGGUAUAAUCUAAUUAUCAUUUCAGUAUCAUUUCAGUAUAGUAUCAUUUCAGUAUCAUUUCAGUAUUAUUUCAGUAUCAUGUCGGUAUAAUCUAAUUAUCAUUUCAGUAUCAUUUCAGUAUCGAGUCAGGAUCAUUUCAGUAUCGAGUCAGUAUCAUUUCAGUAUUAUUUCAGUAUCACUUCAUUAUAAUCUAAUUAUCAUUUCAGUAUCAUUUCAGUAUCGAGUUAGUAUCAUUUCAGUAUCGAGUCAGUAUCAUUUCAGUAUUAUUUCAGUAUCACUUCAUUAUAAUCUAAUUAUCAUUUCAGUAUCAUUUCAGUACCGAGUCAGUAUCAUUUAAGUAUCGAGUCAGUAUCAUUUCAGUAUCGAGUCAGG